AUGAGACCUUGGAACGGGACUAGCUAUGAGCUUUUUGAAGCGGCUGACCAACGACCUGCAAAUAAGUAUUAUCCUCUCAGGCUAGUUAAUUUCCUUCUUCAUUGUAGAAUGAUGAGCAUAAUUUUUCAAUGAAAAAGUUUUUGGUUCGUAUUUUUACCAGUAUAAAAAUAAGAAUGUUACAUAAAGGAAAAAAUUUCAGGCUGAACAUCAUUGCGAGUUUCGUAUCGAAAAGCAUGACGACGCCAAUGGAAACUUCUCUUCCACUCCAUGCAGUUUAUUCGCUGGUACUACCAACGGGCCCAUAUCAUUUCCCAACCUUAGCUGAUACGCCGGGACUUAUUGGACAACUAUUGUGGACCGUAACCCAUGCCGACGACUAA
Caenorhabditis auriculariae is the source of this 380-nucleotide messenger RNA. The record is from the annotation of a GenBank genome assembly. Lineage: Eukaryota; Metazoa; Nematoda; Chromadorea; Rhabditida; Rhabditidae.